UUCCCAGAUUAAUCGUAGUGAAUUGUCUUCCGCGAUGGAGUUGCGCGAAAUAAAUCGCAUUUUUGACUCUGCAGAAGAGACUACGGAACUUCUUCCGCCGUCCUAUCGCGAUAACGCGGAAAUGGAAAGCUACUUCAUCGAGUAUGCCAUUCAGAAGGAGAUAAUAAAUCGUAAUCGAUGUCCUGCCAGUCGUCGUUUGCUUAGCCAAACUGCUCACUUGGCAGACUUUAAUGUUACCAACGGUAACCAACAAAAGGAUUCGCCAUGCGUUGGUAUCAGUAUGAUACACACUUCGAACGCAAAUUGGCCUCCUUCUAGAAAGAGAGAAGAAGCGAAAGCAUUGGAAAACCUCCGAAAAAGAGUGGACCCAUCACAAUUGUAUAAAGCGAAUCGAAUUUCAGAUACCUGCGGAUCGACCUCUGCAUCUUCGGUCUUGAAUAACGAACAAACCGAGCGGCUCGAUAAUCGGCCAAAGCUCUUAAAAAAGAUCCUGAGUAACAGACCGAUGAGUAUCGCGCACGACAGUAACGAUCUGGAGACCGACUGGCGAGACAGCGAAUUUAUUACCGAAUGUUUGUGCUGGCACAAUGUCUAUCGACAGAGGCACAACGCCCCACCGCUAACGAUGUCCCCUCAGUUAUGCGAAUAUGCGCAAACGUGGGCUAAUCACUUGGCACAUACGAAUACGUUCUACUACAGAAACGAUCGAGAAGUGGGGCAGAAUCUUUAUUGUCGACCCGGUGGUGCAGUUCCUUCCGACGUAACUGGACAAGACGUCGCAUCUUAUUGGUACUCCGCGGUGAAACAAUACGACUUUUUAAAAGAACCGGAUAUUCUUCAUGCCAACGUGAACGCAGGACACUUCACGCAACUAAUUUGGGGAAGCAGUCGUUAUUUUGGAGUUGGAAAAGCGCGCAGUAGAAGUGGAAAAAUAAUCGUGGUAGCCAACUAUCGACCGGUGGGUAAUAUAUCUGGACACUUUCAGAAUAACGUGUUGCCACCUUUGCCGGAAAAUGUGAAUAUGGCUUUAUCGCCAACGCCUCAGGCGUCGACGAAACUCUUUCGAGAACAUUAUGUUGCGUCUGAUUCGCCGCCACCAGCGUCGUCCCCCGCGCCGCUUUCGGAUACCGCGUCGACGGAUAGCGACCGUUCUUCCAUCGGUUCCGCGCAAUAAUACAGACGACCAAAUUGCCUCUUCUGCGUUUGCACGCGCGGAUGGGACGGACGUUGAUCGGUUUCGAUAUUACCGUCUUCCUCGCAUCCAACCACCUUUUUUGCAUUAUGCAUCUCCCCCCUUCUCUCUAUCCCAAUGGCGCAAUUAAUAAUUCUUUGAAUCUCGAUAUAUGUAUAAAGUGAAACUUUUAAUUUUGAAAGAAAUAGAAUCAAAAAUCAAACGGAACUUUCGCAUAUACACUAUUUAAAAAGAAAUGUUCGUCGUUAACUACAUUAAUCGGAGACUAAUUGAUACUAUGUGUUUUCUUUUUUCUUAUAAAAUCAUUUUCGGUUACGCCACUGGUCUACCCACCUCCUUCCCUCGCGUGUACUUUAAUCAAGGUACGCAGACUGCGAUGAAUCUGGCUAUGAAAAACAAGCCGAGGGCAGAGACAGACAUGAUUUUCGAUCGAACAACUAACUAUCUUUCUGUGUUUAUUAACUAUUUAAUUCUAAGAUUAUAACUCUAGUUUUGAUUCUACAUGCAAGAAUGUCGACUAUCUCUGCCGAGGGGGGAAUCUAACUUUCAUCAAGAAGUGAAGAACUGAGAGAAAGAAAUACGCUUACAAAGUAUACAUAAAUUCAUAUACGUAAAUAUAAUUAUAAGCAGGUGAAUAAGUACGUAUAAUCGUUUCUCCGUAUAUAUGUAUACGUAUUUAUUUACUCGUUUAUUCGAGCGACGAGAGAACGAGGGAAGGGAAAAAAGAGAGAACCUUGAUAUUCUCGGUUUAAAACUCGCGUGCAAAUCUCGUGGAGCAGGCAUACGUUGCGUGAGUCCUAAUACUUUUUUAUCGAUAAUCCUCGCGCAACACGCGUAUAUUCUAGGAGACCUUGAUUCAUGACAAAUAAAGUGUGAUACAACGCUAAGAAUGAUUACUGCGAUCGUUAACAGUUUUACACGUAAGAUACUUUCACGGUCCGGUUCUUCUUUGGAUUUUGUGUAAGUUGCGCGAACGAUGGGUGAAUAUACUUUCGAUACCAUGACAAAGACAGUUUUUGAGGAAAUGAAUCGAAAUUUUCGUACGUGCACUAUAUUGUUUGCUUUCUAUUAUUACGUAAAGAUGGCAGAUGAAAAGUUGUGGAAAAUAUGAAUAGUAUCUAGUAAUGUUUGCUUAAUCGCAGAUCCCACAAAGAUUGACUGAAACAAACGAUCGCGAUAGUAGUGGACUGCGUGUCCAAGAAAGUACAAACUGUAUGCAGUACUAUUUACAAGGGAACGUCACAAACUAUGAGAUGUUGAUAUUGAAGAACUAUGCUGCAUUUCGUCGUAGCCAUUGUUCAAUUUUAAGGUCGAAACUGCCCGUUAUGUUCGUGCCUAUCUCUCCUAAAUUACAAACGUCUGUUUGGACCUGUCUUAUCAUGGAUAAGAUUGUUAACUCUGAUGUAAGGAGAGUGGGUUCUUCCUUAAAUACGAAAGCAGAAGGCACUGAGAAAUAGCAUAGUUCUUAGGUUGGAUCAAUAAACAUGUAUGCAAAGUUUCAUCGGUAUUAACGUUUGAAAGUUCGCAUUGUUUCCUUGUUAGUCGAGUUCCAUGUAUCACUGCAUACACGCUAGUUAAUUCUUCUCUCAAGGUGCGAAUGUUAAAUUCAGGUAUCGAUCUUUCCCCGUUACAGUAAUAAUCAUAAUGUAUGUAUGUAUAAAUGUAUGUAUAUUGCACGUAUGUAAGUAUGUAUGUUUCCGUAAAUUGCAUCGCUCUAAAAAUUCCUGACAAUUUUUUACGCUUUCGUGUUUUUGGAGCUUUCACUCUCAAGUACAUAUCAUGCGUUUGAAAAAUCUACGCUACACAGCGUCUUAUACUGUUACUGUUUCGGACAAAGAUCGACCAAGAUUUUCAAUCAGGAAAUGAGACUAUUGCUUUGAAACUUAGAACAGAAUGGACGCUGGAAAGAAGUCACAAAUAUUUUCGUACAUCCAGCCGUUUGAUCCGAUGUUUCAACGUGAAAAACAAUCGUUAGAUGUUAUUUUUUAUUUUGUUUUUCGCGCAUGAUAUAUGGUACAGAGGUGUAUUAGAGAAAAAAGUGAAAUCCGUUAUGUACGAACGGAUUACGAUUAAAAUGAAUUAAACUAAUCGCUAAUUGCUUGCAACCAUCGUUAAUUAAAUUAAUCGUUAUUCUUCGACGGUAUCAAGUGGAGAAUAUUGACAAUUUUUUGUUUAUAUUUAAAAAAGAAUUUAACUCUUUAAAAAAAGACUCGUGAAGAUUUAUUUUGAAACUCGAAAACAUAACGAAAUUAUAAGCUAAGUUUUGUUGUUCGCCCCAUCAAAGGUAUUCGAAUACAUUUUUAUCUAAAUAAAAUGUUAUCAGUUAUUCGUUAUCUAGAUAAAAAUGUAUUAAAUUAUCUGAAACGUGCUGAAAAAUGUACAACAAGCUUAUUAUUUUUUCGACUUUUAAAAUGAAUCUACAGGAAUAGACUUUUUAAAUAGUUUGCAUUUUUGUAAAAUUAAAUGUUUCGUAGUUGCAACUUGAUGUGAUUUAAGAAUAAUCAUUAAUUUAAUAAACAAUUAACGUUAAUCGCGAUGACGCAUUGCGCAAUCGAUUAAUUAGUUGAAAAGAAUUAAUCGAUGAAUCCCUAAUUUUGGCUACCAAUCAGUAGCUAGUCAGAUGUACAGAGUUUGUCAGAGGGACAUGAUUUUCAAAGUACAUCCACUCUUUCCACGUCCAGUGUGAAACGUUUACCACGUUUUACGCUUAAAUAGUGAUAUCCCGAAUACGUAACAAACCGCUCAAAAUUUGAUACAAUUUACAGCGAAGAAUGUUUGUUUCCUUGCUUCAUAGUUUAAAACUAAUAGUUCAUAAGAUCGCUAUUAUUUGUCGCUCUUCUAUGAUGGAACUAACGUUGAUCACUCAUUCUUGUGAGAUGAUCUAUUCGAUUUGCAAUCGAAUAAGGUGAUUUGUAUGCAAAGAACGGUGUGUAAUCUUACGAGAUGGCUCACAGAUAGGCUUUAAGAGCUUUCAAUCGAACGGCUUAACGAGUACACUAACAACGAGUGCAAUCAAACGAAAAUAAGUAAAAAGAUCGCUAUGUCUGAUCUGGCGUCUUCCGAUCGUUGUACCUCUAAAUAUACUGCCAGUAAUCGGAUCUUGGUAAACGAAUACUCGUCCGUCGGUCAGAGAUUUUCUAAGAGUGUCUUGUUGUUGGUUGCGUUGUUCUUUUACAUGUAACUAUACAUAUACGCGUAUAUUCUGUAAGUCUUGCAAACUGUGGGACGAUUCAGAAGUGUUACAUUCAUCAUUCUUUUGAGAACGUCGCUUUCCAUAAGGUAGAGCGUAUAUGUAAAAGUAAAUUUUUAUCGAAUAACACGAGACUCGUAUAUGUCACUUGACCGACGAUGACGAUGUUCGGCGACGACGACGAUGGCCUCUAAAUGGAAAAGCAAAUAUUUUCUACGUUUUUCUUGUAAUUAAAUAUAUUGGCGGAGGGUACGACUUUUAUGGAUCGAAUCGAAAUAAAUUCGUACGCGCGGGAGACUAUCGUUUGUUAUUUAUCGUACGCGAUAAACAAUGUUGUUGACUCGAGAAAUGCUCGACGAAAUCAUGUGAAUAUAGUGUAUACAGCUGUGUCCUUACGGCAGACCUGGGCACACUUGAUCUGAAAUAAUUAUUUCAAAUAACACUAAUAGAGACAAAAUAGUUAACCCAUUGCAAAUCGCCCAACAAAUUUUUUAUUAGAAUGUCACUGAAGUAUAUUUGUUAUAUAAAUUUCUCUUUUUUCCUUUCAUUAUCAUUCGAUCACUCGCUUAGCUCCAUAAGUAUUUUAUUAUUUCAAGUACAAAACGAUGACUUUAGAAAUGAAAUAACCGUGAUAUAACAGUUACAUAUAUUAAAAUAAUAUUUCAAAUUAGUCCAGGUCUACCGUACGACAACGUUAUCGCGUUACCGUUUCAACGCGAAAUGCAUUUGUUAUACGAAUAUUAUUUGUUAUCUGUCAAUGUAGUACCGUAAACACGAUGUUGAUGCUGCAAUCGAAAAUUGCUCGAAUUUAGGCUGGCCGCUUCCUUAUAUGUAUACAUGUAUGAUUGAGCCUGCAAGAGGACAAACGCAAUACUCAACUUACGCGAGUAAAGUUGUCAAAAAGAAGGGAACCCUCAAAUUUUUCGACAGUGCUUUAAUAAUUACGACGAUAAGGGUGAAACCAGCGUAAUAUGUACCGCGUUGUUUUCCUCAAAAUCGUUUAUGUAGUAAGCACGAAGUUGCCAAAGUAGCGAUAUCAUUUGGCCUUAUGUCACUAAGCUCCUUAGCUGAGCGAACAAUCAAACCAGCAUCGCGUAUCGCUUGUACGAACGAGUUGAACUUAUAAUUAGACGUAAAUCUAUGAGCUAUUUGAACGUCAAAAUAAACUUAAAUAAUUUUGAAUUAUACGCGCUUAUAGUCACUGGUUACUUUGAGAAGAAUAUACUUUUUACCAAAGCUUGUGGCUCAAUAUUUUUUACGUCUUUUCUCGCAUCAGAAAUGGACAAAAUUCUCAUCUACAUAACCCUCGGAUAAUACUUUUCUUUGUCCCAAAGCUACAUUACGGUUUUAAAACUGUUACAGCAUCCAUUUAAAGGUUAUACGAUACAAUCCGUCUUGACAAAGUAAUUCUACCAUACAA
Hylaeus volcanicus is the source of this 5802-nucleotide messenger RNA. RefSeq lists its product as uncharacterized. NCBI's taxonomy places the organism in Eukaryota, Metazoa, Arthropoda, Insecta, Hymenoptera, Colletidae. The record is from RefSeq and is a predicted model, not a curated record. The transcript is spliced from 5 exons. Gene Ontology annotation, cellular component: extracellular region. The coding region runs from base 35 to 1174 and encodes 379 amino acids.